UUGGGUGAAGAAGUUGAAGAAAACAAGGUUGUUUCCAAAGAUUCUCGUACUUCAGAUUCUUCGAGUAGCAGUACGUCCCAUAGUACUGCUCUGUCCGGUAGUGGUGCUGAUUUUCACGACCCUAAUAAGGUACAAACGCAGGACGGAGUGCAAGACCUCUCACAAAAGAAACCUUUGGCAGAAGAAAACAGACACCUCGGAGGGGAUGUGGGUCACAAUCAACACACAAAUGAUAUCAACCCAUCAGUUAAUUCAAGGGUUAAUGGGCAAGUGGGAACUACUAUUCCAGCCAUAUCUCCUCCUGCUCUGGGAGGUCAACAGCCUGUUUCUGCACAACUGUCAGCUCCAGAUGGACCAAAAGUAUCCAGUGAACACUCAAGUACGCAACGACCUGAAGAUGCAUCCACUAAAGACGAUCAUGAUCUUCAACAUGCAAUGAAAUCACAUGAGAAACAACAAGAAGGCACAAACACUCACGAUAAACAAGGCGGAGAGACCACAGGCACAUCAAUGCCAGGAACUUCUGUCGGUCAAGAGACUUCCGCAAAUGCACCUCAGAAUACACCUGAAACUUCUUCGUACACUUCAGCCACACCGAAUGCUAACGAAUCUGGAGAUGCACAG
Trypanosoma theileri is the source of this 624-nucleotide messenger RNA. RefSeq lists its product as uncharacterized. Lineage: Eukaryota; Euglenozoa; Kinetoplastea; Trypanosomatida; Trypanosomatidae. The record is from RefSeq and is a predicted model, not a curated record. The annotation marks the transcript as partial. The transcript has a single exon.